UGCUUGUGUACAUUACAUUGCCAAAAGAAAGAGAGACAGCUAACGCUUGCAAGCAAUUAAAUAUGAAUUAAAUACAACUAACAAUGUUUAAUUAGUAUUAACUUUUGUAAUUAAUAAGAAAAGCAACACGAAAGUUAUAAUAGCUUUUACAGAUGCAUUGCAUAGAAAAAAAGGGUAUAAAAGAAUAUUCAUCUUAAUUUUAUUCAGUCCAUUUGUAUGGCAGCUACAUGUUAAAGUGGUCCGAUCUCGACAAUGCAAGAUAUUUUGAGGUUGUGGCAUUAUUUUGCAAAAUAUAAUUGAUGAAGAUAUCUUGUCAAAUAAAACAGUUUCUCCUACAAGAACUUGAUUUUGAUCGGUCAGUUUGUAUGACAACUAUAUGAUGUAGUUAGCCGAUAUCAGCUAUUCCGAUAAACGAGCUGUGUUUUAUGGAGAAGAAAACGUGCGCAAAAUUUAAGAUUUAACGGAUGAUCCAUUUAGAGAAUUGCUUGGCCUUACACUAUGGAAAGACUAACGCCUAAACAACGUUUAGAAAUCGUUCAACUUUAUUAAGAAAAUUCACGUUCUGUAAAGAAUGUGUUACAACAUAAAUGGCCUACAGAGCGUACUAUUCACAACACCAUCACCCAUCUUGAGACCUAGCCUUAAGUACUGGAUAAUAUUCGAUCGAAUAGACCACGUCUAGCACGCAGUGCAGAAAAUAUAGCAGUCGUAGCUGAGAGUGUACACGAAGACCGUGGAGAGUCGAUUCGACACCAUCCGCAGCAACACGGACUGACUUCCAUACGACUUGGCGCAUUUUACGUCAAGAUCUUAAAUUGAAAGCGUACAAAAUACAACUUGUACAAGAAUUGAAAUCGAUCGACCUUCGCAAAUGACAUCGCUUCGCUCUAUAGGCUCUUGAAAAGUUCCAAGAAGAUCCGACAAAUGUUAAUCAGCGAUGAGAGCUGCCAUUUCAUACAGAAAAAUCAACGGUUUGGUGUGGUUUGUGGCCCACUGUAACCAUCGGUCUAUAUUUCUUCAAAACUGAUGCCGGUGAGAAUGUAACCGUCAAUGGCGACUGUUAUCGCGUCAAAAUAACCGACUAUUUGAUGCCUGAAAUUGGAGCUCGUGAUCUCGGCGACAUUUCGUUUCAACAAGAUGGCGCCACUUCCUACUUGUCGCAUCAAUCAAUGGAUUUAUUGAGUGCACACUUCGGUGAGCAGAUAAUUUCACGUUUUUAGCUAGUCGAUUGUUGAGUUUUUCCUGAGGGGAUAAGUAAAGUCUAAAGUCUAUGCGGACAAUACCGCUUCGAAUCAGGGCAGAAUGAGUCAUCGAAAAUCUAACACAACGGAUAGACCAUCUGAGACGCGGCUGCGUCAACAUUUGAAAGAAAAAAUUUAAAAAAAUUAAAAAAUGCCAAAAAAUUUUCUUUCCAAUGAUAAUAAAUAUUCCCUAUUAAAUUUUAAGUUUCUGUGUUAUUUUUAUUAAAAAAGUAGGGUACCACGAAAUGGAUCACCCUUUAUAUCUCAAAAGCAGAGGAACUAGUUCACGUAUACACGGCGAAUACGCCGAAAUCGAUUUAGUCGCCAUAUUCCAUCAAAUCGUCAUGCUGAUCAUUUACAUACUACAAGACUCCAAAUUGCGUGAAGAUCUGAGUUCGCUACAACAAUCCUACAUUUAUAUAAAACCAUCAUGGGGAUACAACAACUCUUGGCGACAAAUAGGCAGCAAAGCAAACCACUUGAUUUACUCGGCAUACUUUGAUGAUCGAUUGGAUGUGCUCGAAACAAUAAAUGACCACAACACGAAGGUACCAAUAGGCUCUUUGCGUAUUAUCGCCAUUUUACCACGAGAAUUUAAGGAGACCAUAACCUGCACCAUCAGAUUCGAGGAUUUCGUUGAUAAAAGCAUCCCAAUUGGGAAAGUGCAACCGUUGAUGGAACAUCAUGACCACAAAUACGCGGCUUACUCCUUCAUGUGCCCACUCUAUGUAAAUCGUAACAGCACUACCAUUCAUCUGCCACAAUCGGUUGCGAUUUCUUAUCCCUCCAACAGGCUAAGCCAACUGAGUCCAACAUUUGUGCCGAUCAGCUAUCCACGCGAUUUGGAACAAUUGUUCGCCAUGUCACGUCCCGUGGUCUCAGUGUGCGUCGGGCCGCUGCAACAAAACUACUCGAAUGUGCUGCGCGUCGCUGAAUUCGUCGAAAUGUAUCGAAUACUCGGUGCUCGACACUUCUACUUCUAUCAUCUCUCCGCUAGCGAGGAAGUGAUGCGUCUAUUACGACAUUAUCAAAGCGAAGGCAUCGUCGAUGUACUGCAGUGGAAUGUGCCAGCCGAGCUGUUGUCUCAAGUGCAUUACGGGGGAAUCAUGGCGCAAAUCAACGACUGUGUCUAUCGCGCCAUGGUUGUGGACAACUAUCGUUAUGCGGCCACUGUUGAUCUGGACGAGGUACUCAUACCGUUGAAACACAAUUCGCUGGCGAUUUUUCUGCGGCAAUGCGAUGAGGGUCGUACCUCGGCGUACGUCUUUCGUAAUGUGUUCUUCUAUAAUCUCGACAUUAACGACAGCUUCAGCCUGCCGGCUCACACGCAUAACCGUUUCCUUUACUCGCAAAUGAAAGUGCGUCGCACUUUGGAGGUUAUGCCCACACAUCAGCGCAGCAAAUGCAUUGUGAAUACACAGUCCAUUAUCGAAAUGGGUAAUCAUUUUGUGUGGCGCAAUGUGCCCGGUUAUACGGAGACGACUAUGCCUCUAAGUGUAGGUCUACUUUUCCACUAUCGCGAUCAGUGCAUCAAUUGCAAGGCUCCACUGAUGGUCGACUAUACGGCACGUCGGUUCGGUUCGUUGAUUUGGGAUCGCGUGGACGAGACUUGUGGCCAAGUGUUUACCGAAAGUGGCAUAUGUCCGACGUAGGCAGUUAAAAAUUUGUCAAUUGCCAACACAAACAAAUGGAAGACUUUACAAAAUGUUCAUAGAUCUAAGUUAGUAGAUCAAUUAAGUUCGUAUAUUUUAGUCAGUUUUAUAUACAAAUAUUAGAAGUUAAGGAAAACAGUGAAUAAGGAACUAUUUAUGUGUAAAGUAAUAGGAAAAUAUAUAAAUACACAAAAGAUAUUCGACUUAA
Molecule: messenger RNA, 3101 nt
Organism: Bactrocera neohumeralis
Lineage: Eukaryota; Metazoa; Arthropoda; Insecta; Diptera; Tephritidae
Exons: 6
Coding region: 1487-2893 (468 amino acids)
Source: RefSeq, a predicted model, not a curated record